Eimeria mitis is the source of this 1383-nucleotide messenger RNA. RefSeq lists its product as uncharacterized. Gene Ontology annotation, molecular function: protein binding. The coding region runs from base 1 to 1383 and encodes 460 amino acids. The transcript has 4 exons. The record is from RefSeq and is a predicted model, not a curated record. NCBI's taxonomy places the organism in Eukaryota, Apicomplexa, Conoidasida, Eucoccidiorida, Eimeriidae.
AUGGAUUCGCGAGUAACCAAAUGCACUCCUGCAAAGGCGUCUUCGCUUGCAGACGACGCUUCCUCUUCUCCAAGAGGCGUUGCACCUCAGGAGUCGCCCGCUCCUGAAGUCUCACCAAAGCAACAGAAGGCAGAGGUGUUCGCUGCACCCUCUGACUCUGAGGAUGCAGACGCAGACCACACUUAUCCGUCUCCCUCUGAUUGUUCAGAAACAUCCCCCAAACGCGCUUGCCCUGCAGGUAACCCGUGGCUGCUGCAGGCAGCUGAGAUGGUCUUCGCGUCAUCCUCCAUCUCCCCUGAUGUACUGACGGAGGAGCCAGUGGGGGAGAGAAGGCCCCUUCUUCUGGCGGCGGUAGCGGAGGCAAUAGAGGGCGAAAGAGCUGUAACGAAAGCUGCCGAGGAACUGAAACUUGAAACAGAUGGCUCAAUCUCUGAGUGUCAGAAAACACUUCAACGAACACUAGAUGAGGCAUUCGAUUUGGUUCGCUUGCUCUUAGCCCGAGGAGCGUCUCCGUCGGUGCCCUCUGAGAAGGGAGUCUUCCCGCUUGAAUAUGCAAUCAAGAAACACAGCUUGCGGGCAGCUGCUCUGUUAUUAGCUCCGCGGGAAUGCAGCAAAAAGAAAAGCAAGGGGUGUUUUCCCCUACCCGACGGCCUCACUCCUCUCCACGUGGCAUCUGCUGCAAACGAUCUCAACUUGGCCACCUUGCUGCUGAGCAAGGACGCCUCCAACUCUCUGCAAGCAAGCGCACGGUGCCAGAACUGCCGUGACCGUGCAGCAAUAGCCGUCGCAUGCACUCCCCCAGCACCAAAGGGUCUACGGCAGCCCCCUGCGGUCUCCGUGAGCCUUCCUCUUUGUCGUUCAUGUUUAGUCAAGGCGCGAGACGAACGAAAUUGCACUGCAGCAUUUUACUGCGGGAGCAGCAGUAUGCUGAGGCUGCUGCUAGACAGCGGCACACCUCUUGAGUUGCGCAGCAGCGCGGGAGAUACUUUGCUCCAUGCACUUGUCUACAACGCUCGCCGUUUUGUAGAGAUCGAGCCCAUCAGUGUCGCGCACGAGGCAGGAGAGGAUGAAAUGGGUAAAGGAACGCAGGCGCGCCCCUCACAGGCCGCCUGCUGGUGUAAAGACUGCAGGGGAGCAGGGGGAAACCCAAGGGGCUCUGCCCUUUGCCGCAUAUUGCUUCUGCUGGAGCGCGUCGCCUCGCAAGCUUCAGUGAACACCCCCCCGGGCGAGUCGGGGAAUUCAAAAGCCGUUGCAGACUUCAUCAACACCCGCAACCAUGCCGGCUGGACAGCGUUGCAUCUGGCAGCCUCUCGCGGGUAUUCAGAUAUAUGCAAGGCUGUUGCGCGAAAGCGUGGAAAUAGCCAGCAUCAAGCCUCCCGCUAG